This is a messenger RNA of Cheilinus undulatus (humphead wrasse), 2127 nucleotides long. RefSeq lists its product as uncharacterized. The transcript has 5 exons. Gene Ontology annotation, biological process: lipoprotein metabolic process; lipid transport. NCBI's taxonomy places the organism in Eukaryota, Metazoa, Chordata, Actinopteri, Labriformes, Labridae. Gene Ontology annotation, molecular function: lipid binding. Gene Ontology annotation, cellular component: membrane; extracellular region. The record is from RefSeq and is a predicted model, not a curated record. Bases 99 to 1715 code for a protein of 538 amino acids.
AGCAGACUGAUGAAGAAACAGACCUGAGACAGCUCUGCAGAAAGGUACUUUGCAGAGAUCCUAAGAAGCGACAGAGGACCGUAUAAUCCGAGGAGAAGAUGUCAGCUGCCAGAAAAGAACUCAAGAAGGCGCUGUGGAACUACACAGCAGACACCCUCACUGACAUCAACACAGUGAGAAAAUUUUGUGGCAGUGUGUCUAAAUGGAUGCUUUGGAGGGAAUCAGAGCUGGUCAUUCUGAUAGACAUCAAAGAGAGAGCCGACGACAUCGACCUUAACUUCAAACAUGUUACCCAGUCGGAGAACAAGGGAGAAGCCUUUAAGAAAUUUGUGAAGAGCAAGAAGAAGGUAGACAGCAGACGUGAGGAGCUGAAGAAGGAGCUGUCCGCAGUGCUGAAGGACACCCUGGUGGAGCUGGAGAACCUCCACCACUUCCUGGAUGCAGUGGAGAAGCUGGUGGCUACCUCCCUUCAUGUGUUCAUGGAGGACAGGCAGGUGGUGUUACCCCUGCCAGAGGGGGUCAGCUUAGAGGAUGUCCAGGAUGUCAUCGUUGCAGCACGGUGGAUCUGCCCUCUGCUCCUGGAGUUUAAAAGAGAUGAAAAAGCCUUCUUCCUCCCUAAACUGCAGAAUGUGGAAGUGCUUGCAUAUCAGCUGGACAGAUACAUCCAGACCACCCAGAAGAUCUGUGCGAUGUUAAAGAAAAGCACUUUGAGUGACUUCACUCUGAAGAUACCUCCAUAUCUCUCGGGAUCUGUGGAUGCAGGUUUGUCAGAAGACAACACACAGAGGAUGCUGGAUCACAUCGAUCAGCUGAAUAAAAUCAGGAUGAACCAGAACUUCCGUUUGGUUUUCUUGUUUGAUGAUGAAGUCUGCUCUGUCUUCCUCAAUGAGUUCAGCGAUCGUAAACCCCGCCUUCUGCAGUCUCUGGAUGAGCUAGAGGAGGUCGCCGUCCAGCUUGACUCCAUGAAUAAGGGAGCGAAAAUCUCCAGUGUGGUGGGCAGUUCAGUUGGAGCGGUAGGAGGCAUACUCUCCAUUGUUGGUUUGGCGUUGAGUCCUGUAACAGCUGGAGUGUCUUUGGGUCUUACUAUGGCAGGUGUGGGGCUCGGUAUCACCAGUGGGGUUAAUGGGGCUGUCACCACUGCCACAGAGAUCGGGGUGAACAGCUCACAGCAAAAGAAAGCUGGUGAGGUCUUCCAGAGGAUCAUGGAGGACAUGCAGAGUCUCCAUGAUUAUCUGGAGGAGGCCAAAAUUGAGACAAGUCAGCUAGAUGUCGCUGUGGGAGUGGGCAGAUUGUUUGGCAAGGCUGGCGGCAUUGCAAAAGGCAUCGAUUCACUUGUUUAUGCUGCCUCUGCUUUUAAAGUGCUUGGUCAGGAAGGUAAAGCUGUAGUUACUGCUUCAAGGGUGGCUUCAGACGUCCCAGAUAUCAGAAAGGCAGCAGCUAAAGGGCCUCUCGCCCUCUCCAAUGCCGCUAGAGCUGGAUUAAUUGGGCUCAAUGCUUUUUUCCUGGGCAUGGAUGUCUUCUUCAUCUGCAAAGACGGCAUCAGUCUGGCCAAGGGGAGCGAGACUGAACUGUCAAAGUUCAUCAGAGCCAGAGUUGAGCUUUGGCGCUCAGAGAUCAAUGCAUGGGAGAAGAUGCAUGAUUCCCUAAAGGACGGUCUGCUGAAAUCAGAGAAAAACAAAGCUAUCCUGGAGACGCCUUUUUACCCAGAGAUGUAAUUGGAAAAAGGAGUUGAAAUACAAAUUCCGCCUGAUAAAGUGGGUGGAAAAAAAGAAAUAAAAAAGAGAAAGUUGUACUAUACAGUAGAUCUCAGAGAUUACUGAGUGCUGUUUUGUUUUUUAUCAGCUUUGGAGCUUAUAUAUGCAUCUAAUGUGGUUUAAGUGUGAAAUUUAAAUAUACAUCAAACAUUUAAAGGCUAACUGUUUAAGAUCAAAAUGUACAUUUAUGUAAUUUCUGCAAUUUACAGAUUGUCUUUAAUGUGUUUUGAAUAAAAUCCUUAUGUGAACCUUUUGAUAAGAUGGUUUCAAAUGAGCCCUGUGAUUGACUAGCGACCAGUCCAGGGUGUACCCAGCCUCUUGCCCAAUGACAGCUUGGACAAGCUCCAGCCACCCCGCAACCCCAAACAGGAUA